This is a messenger RNA of Dermochelys coriacea (leatherback sea turtle), 2059 nucleotides long. It is a transcript of the gene PBDC1, whose product is annotated as polysaccharide biosynthesis domain containing 1. Gene Ontology annotation, cellular component: cytoplasm. Bases 70 to 660 code for a protein of 196 amino acids. NCBI's taxonomy places the organism in Eukaryota, Metazoa, Chordata, Testudines, Dermochelyidae. The record is from RefSeq and is a predicted model, not a curated record. The transcript has 7 exons.
GCCUCCGAGCGCGGCCGUGCGCAUGCUCAGUGACCACCCUGGCCGGGCAGCUUCCGCUGUGGGCGGACGAUGGCGGGUCAGAGGUCACAGGGAGGGUCAGAGGUCACAGGCAGCAUGGCCGCUGCAGGGGCCCGCCUGGGAGCCCUGGGAGCCGGUGAAGCUGUGGCAGCAGCCCAUGUGUUGUCCUCGCCAGCUGAAGCCUAUGGCAAUGAUCCCAACAUUGAAAUGAUCUGGGCCAUGAAAGCGUAUCAGCACGCUGAAGUCUAUUUUAAUCUUAUUUCCUCUGUUGACCCCAAGUUCCUGAAACUUACAAAAGUUGAUGACCAGAUCUAUGCUGGAUUUAGGAAAACCUUUGGUGACCUCAAGAUCGAUGUGCUUGACCCAGAGGAGCUCAAAUCGGAACCAGCCAAAGUGAAAUGGCGUCCCUUCUGUAUGCAGUUUGAUGGGGUAGUUGAAGACUUCAACUAUGGCACCCUCCUCCGUCUGGACUGUGCUAAGGACUACACGGAAGAGAAUACAAUAUUUGUCACCAGGAUCCAGUUCUUUGCUAUUGAAACGGCUCGUAACAGAGAGGGCUAUAACAAUGUUGUUUAUAGCCAGGCCAUGGAAAUAAAGUCUGUUGCUGCAGAGAGAGGACUAGCCCUGCAUGGAGAUGGAUAGGAAAGGAUACCACGAUGGGCUCAAGUCCUUGGGUCACUCCUGAUUAAAGUCAGUUUAACCCUGCCUACCUUUUCAUUGAGCAAUAUCAAGCCCAGCAGAGGCCGAGACAUGGACCACUGAUUCCUGCAGUCCUCGAAGAUGAUGAUAUUCAACACCGUUGACAGCAUCUGGAAAGACAGAGGGAAGUCCGCAGAGUUAGGCUGUUCCCUCAAACCCAUCUCUUGCCCUGGGAGCAUGUGUCAGUACUUACCAUCCCUUCGCAAACUCGCUUCUCAGGUGACCCAGGUUUGCCUCUGUCCCCCACUAGUGCUGGGUCAUCUCUCUCAUUACUGUAAAUGGAGGUCAGAAGCUGACCCCAGAUGUUGAGGCUAUAGAGAUUAACCCCACUCUGCACAGAGCUUCCUGAACCAGUGACAUGUCCCCUAUUUGAGCCUCAGCAGGUUGCCUCUUAAGCCUGCAAUACUAUCAUGCUGUGGUAGGCAGUAGCAUCACGAGAGCCCAUGGAUGCUCCCAAUAGAUUACAAUGAACUCCUAUGUAGGAAUGUGUGCAGCAGCUGAAAGCCAUUUGGGGCUCCAUGGCAGAAACUCCCUCUUUUGUCCCAAAGCAGAAGAGAUCCCUGUCUGGGAACCACCUCAAACUAGAUGCAUGCAGGUGAGCAUGCUCUUCAAUCCAUUGGAAAGCCACUUUCUUCACACUCUGUCUUCCCCUCCAUGGUCUGCCAGGCCAAGCUUAAAGAACUAGCUUAAAGGUAAGUACAAGAUCUUAACAUUGUUGGUUCACACAAGCAGUUUCCAGUCUCUUCCUGUAGCAGACUAAGGCUCCAGUUCAUGCUGUAGCAACUUCCUCUAACCCUGAGUGUCGGGACCCCUCAGGGGGUCACAAGAUUAUUACAUAGGGGGGGGCUGCGAACUGUCAGCUUCCAUCCUAAACCCUGCUUUGCCAUCAGCAUUUAUAAUGGUGUUAAAUAUAUAAAAAAAGUGUUUUUAAUUUAUAAGGGGGGUUCCACACUCAGAGGCUCGCUGUGUGAAAGGGGUCCCCAGUACAAAAGUUUGAGAACCACUGCUCUAACCAAACACAAGCCUGCUUCUUUUUUCAACCAGAUCUGCCAGGAGGGGGCAGCAAGAGAGCAGCACAAUGAUUUCUGAUCCUCCUUGAAGUUGAGCUCUUGUCUGACUUGAGAGGUGCUGGAUGUCCACAUGGGAAUGCAGUGUGCCAUCACUGGGUGUGGCAAUAUGGAAGCAAGCAUGUGUUGGCAGGGGGAAGGGGCACAUGAGGGACAAGUGUUUCACCAAAAGGGGUGAAUGAACAGAUUCCAGUAAUGGAACCACUGGUGAAGAAGGGGCAGAUCCAUCAUCCCAGCAGAUAUGCAGCAAUUCACCUGGCAGAUUAACUGAAUGA